Messenger RNA from Tripterygium wilfordii, 1288 nucleotides. RefSeq names its product 2-hydroxyisoflavanone dehydratase-like. Gene Ontology annotation, molecular function: hydrolase activity. The transcript has a single exon. The record is from RefSeq and is a predicted model, not a curated record. Bases 131 to 1162 code for a protein of 343 amino acids. NCBI's taxonomy places the organism in Eukaryota, Viridiplantae, Streptophyta, Magnoliopsida, Celastrales, Celastraceae.
CCAGGCUUAUUUAAUCUAUGGCACUCUUUGAUAUGCAAUUCGAAUCGUAACGCACUACCAUUACUGUCUUGUUUAUUAAUCCUCUUCUUCUUCAGUUUCAAGAGAGCCAAACAUUUCAGUUUUCCUGAAAAUGGCAUCCCCAGACAAGGAAGUAGCCGGAGAGGUCCCUCAUGUUAUUCGUGUCUACAAGGAUGGCUCAGUAGAACGUCUACUAAGCUGGCCAUCUGUGCCACCAUCACCAAACCCAGAUCCUCAAACCGGUGUCUCAUCAAAGGAUAUAACCAUCUCUGAAAACCCGAAAAUCUCUGCUCGCCUCUACCUCCCAAAAAUCGAACCAGAUGACCAAAAACUCCCAAUAUUGGUUUACUUUCAUGGUGGUGCGUUUUGCAUUGGAUCUGCCUUUUCAUCUGUUGACAAUCGUUACAUGAGUGGAUUGGUCUCUGAAGCCCGAGCUAUUGCCGUCUCUAUUGAGUACAGGAUGGCCCCGGAGCACCCUCUCCCGGCAGCAUAUGAGGACUGUUGGGCUGCUCUCAAUUGGGUGGCAUCUCACUCUGAAUCCCAAAACGAACCCAAUAAAGAUCCCUGGUUGUUGAGCUAUGGUGAUUUUGAGAGGGUUUACAUUGGCGGUGACAGUGCUGGUAGUAAUAUAGCUCAUAACAUAGCAAUCAGAGCUGGAUCUGAGAAUUUGGAAUGUAAUGUGAAAAUCUUGGGUGCUUUGAUUUUGCAUUCUUAUUUUUGGGGGUCAAAUCCAAUUGGGUCCAAAACUGAUCCUGAUAAGAUCAAGCCAUACUUGGUAUUUGACUCAAAAUCAAUCGAGUCAGAAUCUGGUGUUGAUACAGAUAAGACACUCCCAGCUUUGGUUUGGAGCUUUGUGUACCCAUCUGCACCAGGAGGUAUUGAUAAUCCUAUGAUCAAUCCAGAGGGUCCAGGAGCUCCGAGCUUGGCCAAACUCGGGUGUUCGAAGUUGCUGGUUUGCGUAGCUGAGCAUGAUGAAUUGAGAGAUAGAGGUGUUCGGUACUAUGAUUUAGUGAAGGAGAGUGGCUGGGAUGGUGAAUUGGAGUUGUAUGAAGUGGAAGGAGAAGGUCAUUGCUUUCAAAUAUUUGAUACUGAGACCACCAAAGCCAAGAACAUGAUCAAGCACUUGGCUGCUUUUAUCAAGUAGCAUCAGAAAACCAGAUUGUUUUAACCUUCUUUUAUUUUCCUUGUACUUUAAUUUUUCUUGUUGUUCUUAAUGUUAUGAAAUAAAGGAGGUUUUAAAAAAUGACAAUGAAAUCAAUUUAGUCCUUCA